AUGGAUUCAAACUCACUUAUAAGGAGCAAAACUGAUGUAAGCUGGAGACUUCGGCCUGGAGCAAUAGCAGAAAGCAUCUCAGCUGCGUUUGGAAACACCAACCCUCCAAAAACUCAACCUCCCAUAUCAGCUGGCACAAUAACAAAGAAAAGGCUAGCAUCCUUAAAAAAUAAAACAACCGAUAAAGAAACAUUCCUUACUGAAGCUGAAAUUAAUGAAAUAGAAGAACAAAUUCCAGCUGAUUAUCAGCCAAUGUCCUUUGAAGACAUGAUCAAAGAAGUUGAGAACAUGACGAGCGGACUCAAAAAAGGAGACGAUGAUUUGGCAGAAAUCAGAAAAAGACUCGCAGUCUGUAGCGAAAACAUCAAUGUAAGAUCUACAACCACUGAUGGAAUUCAGAAAAAUGCAAAAGAAAUUGACUCUCAGUUCAAGAGCAUGAUAAAAGAUAUAGAAUCUUAUCCUGAUCUAGGAGAGCUCUCUGACGAAGAUGUUAAAACUAAUAACUAA
This is a messenger RNA of Blepharisma stoltei, 507 nucleotides long. The record is from the annotation of a GenBank genome assembly. NCBI's taxonomy places the organism in Eukaryota, Ciliophora, Heterotrichea, Heterotrichida, Blepharismidae.